Messenger RNA from Epinephelus fuscoguttatus (brown-marbled grouper), 1549 nucleotides. It is a transcript of the gene cers5, whose product is annotated as ceramide synthase 5. Gene Ontology annotation, biological process: ceramide biosynthetic process. The transcript has 10 exons. Gene Ontology annotation, molecular function: DNA binding; sphingosine N-acyltransferase activity. The record is from RefSeq and is a predicted model, not a curated record. Gene Ontology annotation, cellular component: membrane. Bases 150 to 1319 code for a protein of 389 amino acids. Lineage: Eukaryota; Metazoa; Chordata; Actinopteri; Perciformes; Serranidae.
UCCGCACUGAUGCGGUAAAGUUAAGUGAGACAACUCAUCUUACAAGUGGCCCGCGGUGAAGAGAGGCUUUCCUCAAGUUUUAUACAUCCUUUUCUUCCGGAUAAUAAACUAAUUGAAUCUAACCGUCCGGGGCCCGGGACACCGAGAAAAUGGCUGCUCUUUCAGCCUGGUUCUGGAACGAGAGGUUUUGGCUCCCACACAACGUAACCUGGGCGGAUCUGGCAGACCCAGCUCCCGGGGUGGAGUACCCCAAAGCUGGACACUUGUUUACUGCCCUGCCGCUGGCUUUGGGGAUAUUCGCCGUCAGGAUACUCUUCGAAAGAUUUAUUGCCAGUGCCUGUGCCCGGAGUCUCCACAUCAGUCCAGGUGUUGGACGAAGAGCUCAGCCCAAUGCGGUGCUGGAGAAAGUGUUUACAUCCAUCACAAAGAAUCCAGACACUCGCCAUCUGGAUGGCUUGUCUAAGCAGCUGGACUGGGAGGUGCGGAAGGUCCAGCGUUGGUUCAGACACCGCAGGAACCAAGACAAACCCAGCACACACACUAAGUUCUGCGAGAGCAUGUGGAGGUUUACAUUUUAUUUGUGCAUAUUUACCUAUGGAUUCCGGUUUCUGUGGCAGUCUCCUUGGAUGUGGGAUACACGGCAUUGCUGGUACGGUUAUCCCUAUCAGGCCAUGACUCUGGGUCUUUACCACUACUAUGUGACAGAACUGGCUUUCUACUGGUCACUUAUGUUCUCCCAGUUCACUGACAUUAAAAGGAAGGACUUCCUGAUCAUGUUCAUCCAUCACCUGGCGACAGUCGGCCUGGUCAGUUUUUCUUACGUCAACAACAUGGCGCGAGUUGGGAGCCUCGUGAUGUGUGUACACGAUGCCUCUGACUUCCUGCUGGAGGCAGCCAAGCUGGCCAACUACGCUAAAUACCAGCGCCUGUGUGACUUCCUCUUCAUUGUGUUUAGUGUGGCAUUCUUCAUCACACGACUAGUUAUAUAUCCAAUAUGGGUCCUGAACUCCACUAUGUUUGAGAGCUGGGCCAUAGUUGGGCCAUUCCCGUCCUGGUGGCUCUUUAACUUCUUGCUGCUGGUCCUCCAAAUGCUGCAUAUCAUCUGGUUCUACCUCAUAGCCCGUAUAGCUGUCAAAGCCAUGCUGCGGGGCAAGGUGUGCAACGAUGUCCGCAGUGACAUUGAGAGCAGCUCUGAGGAAGAGCGCGACACGCCCACAGAAGGCCUCAAGACUUCUCCUCACAGUCCCAAAGGAGAAAACGGCACCAACGGCCACUGUGCUUCUGCCAAAGCUCGAGUGCAGAACCACAGCAGCUGGUGACAUGAAGCAGGGAGCCCCCUGCAGUUCAUCCCUCACAACCAAGUCUCCAAGAGCUUUGUUUGUCUUAUGACAUUCCCUUGAUGUACAAAGCUCACGCCCACACACACACACAUACAAUCCACUAUCACAUCGACAGUGAGAGCGCACAGAUUUAUGAACUAACGAUGGAUAUGCAGACACCUGAUGUCUGCUUUGAAGAGCCCUGUAAUGACACAUAUGACACAACUCGA